AUGCCCGACAAAGACAGGGCCUCGCCCUCCCAUCCCCACAACGGUCAGCCCGCUUCCUCAGACUCGGCAAAGGCCCCCGAGAAUACGUCAAACAAGCCCCCCUCGUUUGGCAACAUGUCCGUUCCACCACUCGCUCCACUCGAGUAUCUCCAGAGUCAGCGCAGAGGCUCUAUCACAGACCCUUCUCUUCACCUUUCGCGCUCGAACCCAUCCUCUACUGCCCCAAACCAGUAUGAUCCUUUCCGAGCUUUUAUGCGUAUUCCCUUACCGAACAGCUCCUCACGGAGAGAACCUUCUGAUCCAGCUGGCAGCUCCUCCAAUACUCCCGUCCAUCACUCAACAGAAGACCACAUGAAUGUCGAUCCUCGACCGCCGAACGUUGGGCAAGGGCCGGGAGAAGGCUCUGCGAGUCAGGAGAACGGUCCCGGUGAGUUGCCUUGCACUGGAUCGCCUUUUGCUGAGAUUGGAGUCCUCACCGAGAUGUGGCUCCAACCAGCGAUCGGUCAAGGUGGCCAUCCUCAUGCCCGUGAGCCUGGGUCGCCCCGUUCACAACCGCACGGUCUCAAACGCAAAAUGUCGCAUGACAGAGGCGUGUCGAUGACUUCACCAGAAGACAUUGACCCACAACUCGUUGGGCCUGGCGUUCCAAGCAUGAACGCACCGCUCGACGGACCAGCUGCCAAACGACGAGGCUCCACAAUAGACUCCCGAGGCGUCGCCCAAUUGAGCAUCUACGACCGUCGCCAUUCUAUGGACGCCCGUGCAGCACAAGGUGCUCCUCCUCCUCCGCAAUGGUGGGGAGGCGAACGCAGAGAUUCUAGCUCAUCCAUGUUCUCUAGUCCCUCUAUGAGUUAUGGCUCUCCUGCCUUCUCCACGGAAUCUCCACACGGUCGAACACCUGGUGGACCUUCGUCUUUCGCGUGGCACCCUUCUUCCGAUCAACAACCACCUAUGCCUGGCGAGGUAGACGCGUCAGGGCGACCAUUUGACCCAAAUACCAUGCCUCCCAUCGGAAUGGUCCCCUCGUUAGCUUUUAACGCCGACCGUCGAAUGUCUGUGCCGACCAACCUCCCAUCGUCAAUGCCACCCAACUCUACCACAGCUCGUGUGCUGCGCUCGAGGUCAAGGCCGCCUUCGCGAGGUGCCAAGGCAGGAGACGGUGCUGCGGGGACAGGGGACACGGAUGUAGGCGAGGGAGAGUCCGCUUCGUCUUCCAAUGCGAACCCAUUGUCAUCUGGGAAGGACCAAGGAAACACACCGUACUCGCGAUCCCCAGAGCUACGAGUCUCACAUAAACUAGCAGAGAGGAAGAGGAGAAAGGAGAUGAAGGAUUUGUUUGACGAACUGAGGGAUCAGUUACCGGCAGAUCGCGGGAUGAAGGCCACUAUCGACUUCAUCGUCCAGCUCAAACACAGCCAUCAAGACAUGAAUCGGGAAAUCGAAAUGCUACGUCACGAGCUGGACAGCAUCCGUCAGGGCGUACCACCCCCUCCCUUUGGCCCAGGUGGUCCUCAUCCAGUCAUGUACGGUCAGGGCCCACCUCCACCUGGCAUGGUUCCGGGCCAUUUCCCUCCUCCACCCGGCUCGUCCAUCCCGCCACCGCAAAGUGGCCCUCCGCCUCCCUCUCAUCAACCACCUCUGCAGCAGCAGCAGCAGCAACAGCCGAACUCAAGACCGGGUUCCUCUCAGAACGUCUUCCCUCCAGGUGCAGGACAGGGACCGGUGCUCGGUCAGUCGCACAACGGAAACACGAACAAGACUGCGGAGUCGACUGUGGUCUAA
This is a messenger RNA of Stereum hirsutum FP-91666 SS1, 1782 nucleotides long. RefSeq lists its product as uncharacterized. The coding region runs from base 1 to 1782 and encodes 593 amino acids. Gene Ontology annotation, molecular function: protein dimerization activity; DNA-binding transcription factor activity. NCBI's taxonomy places the organism in Eukaryota, Fungi, Basidiomycota, Agaricomycetes, Russulales, Stereaceae. Gene Ontology annotation, biological process: positive regulation of transcription by RNA polymerase II. The record is from RefSeq and is a predicted model, not a curated record. The transcript has 5 exons. Gene Ontology annotation, cellular component: RNA polymerase II transcription regulator complex.